This is a messenger RNA of Cicer arietinum (chickpea), 1553 nucleotides long. Its product is annotated as zinc finger CCCH domain-containing protein 61. The record is from RefSeq and is a predicted model, not a curated record. Gene Ontology annotation, molecular function: metal ion binding. Lineage: Eukaryota; Viridiplantae; Streptophyta; Magnoliopsida; Fabales; Fabaceae.
AAGAGAUGACUGCAAGGUAUUGUAAAACUGCCACAUACCCCCUUUUGCAUGCUCACACCAAAUGCUAUGCAGCCACGCACACACACACUCUCUCUCUCUCUCUCUAAAUUCUCUUUCACAUCAAUAACCUGAAAACUCACUAUAUAUAAACUCUCACUCACCUCUUCUUUCUCUCUAUAUAUAUCUUCACUUCAUUUUUCUAAAUUUCUUCAAUUAUUUUUAUAAUAUAAAUUCUAAUUAUCAUUAGAAAAAAAUGAGCGGAAUACUUUGUGAAGAGCAACAAAAACUUCUCCUUUCCUUAAAAAAAUCUCUUACUCUCAGGGACAAAAUCGACAUUGACAAUACUCCACCAAGGAAGCUACUCGCUCGCCGACAACCCGCCGCCGACAUGCUUCCCGACGAAGACCCAUAUUCCUCCGAUCAAUUCCGUAUGUACGAAUUCAAGGUCCGGAGAUGCACCCGAAGCCGAAGUCACGACUGGACCGACUGUCCCUUCGCCCAUCCCGGCGAGAAGGCCCGCCGUCGCGACCCCCUGAAGUAUCAGUACUCCGGCGAGGUGUGUCCUGAUUACCGGCGCGGAAACUGCGAACGCGGCGACGCGUGCGAGUUUUCCCACGGCGUUUUUGAAUGCUGGUUGCAUCCUUCAAGGUAUAGAACUGAAGCUUGUAAAGAUGGAAAGAAUUGUAAGCGUAAAAUUUGCUUUUUUGCUCAUACACCCCGUCAACUCAGGGUUUUGCUUUUGACACCCCCUCAACACAACAACAACAACAAUAAUAAUAAUAAAAAGAGUCACAAUAACAACAAUUGCUGUUCUUAUUGUCAUUGUUGUUCUGCUAAUUCUUCACCCACUUCAACUUUGUUUAGUGGGUCCCAUUUUUCUAAAUCAAAUUCACCACCUUUGUCACCUUCAUCUUCUUCUAGUUCUCCCACUACUCUUUCUAGGUACUCCAAGAAUAUGCAUGUGCUUAAUGAGCUUAUGCGUUCAAUUGAAUUGGAGAGUGCUCUGAAUUCCCCUGUUUCUGCUACCAAAUUGCCUUGGCUUGAUGUUAAUGUUUCUGAUCAAUAUUCUCCUUUUGGCUGUGAAGAUCAUAGCCAGAACCAUGUAAUUGAUGUUUUGCCAACCAUGAAUUGUGGAAAAUAUUAUUCAAGUGAUGAUGCAGAGUUUGUGAGGGAACAGAGGAAGGUGGUUGGUGAUGAUGAUGUCAUAGCAGUCCCUGAUUUUGGGUGGGUCAAUGACUUGCUCAUGUAGAUCAUCACCGCAAUGCUGCUUCUGGUGAUAAUGAUUAAAGGAUGGUGAUUUAUUUCGCUAAUUAAGUGUAAAUUAUAAGAGUAAUGUGAUCAUGUGAACAACAUGCAUAUGAUCCUUGUCCUCUCUUUCUAUUGUUCAAUUCUUGUUUUUCAAUUUGUUGUUAAGUUUGUCAAAAUUAUAUUCUGUAAUUUUUAUGUCCAUUAAUUAAUUAAAUUUCAUCUUGUUUUAUAAAUUAAUUGUGUGGAAAGGAAAGGACUAAGAACUCGUGUUUAAGUUCUGUUAAUUAAGAUACUUUUUUAUGCUA